AAGCCAACCCUAGCUUGCAAACCAGCUAAGCGAAAAUGGCCGCGCCGCUACUUGCAAAGAAGAUCGUAAAGAAGAGGGUCAGGAAGUUCGGGAGGCCACAGGGCGACCGCAAGAUCGCUGCCGAGGAUUUCCGUAUUUUUCCUUUGCCCAAGCUUGCAUAGUGCAUACGAUUCUGCCUCGGGGGGCUCGUAGGGUUUCCUCUAUCUUUCUUUGUUCACUCCAAGUUUUGCACCAAUGGCGAGAUACCGAAGCCGGAGCAGAAGCUACAGCCCACGCCGGAGAAGCAGAACCCCACCGCGUGGACGCAAGCGGUACGACGAUGAACCUCGUGAUCGCUACCGUGACAGCAGGUCCUACAGGGACCGCCGCUCUCCUGCUCCUUCAGGCUUGCUUGUCCGUAAUCUUCCGCUAGAUGCUAGGCCUGAAGAUCUUAGGGGCCCCUUUGAGCGCUAUGGCCCUGUGAAAGACGUAUAUCUUCCUAAGAAUUACUACACUGGUGAGCCCCGGGGCUUUGGCUUUGUGAAAUUCCGGUAUGCUGAGGAUGCUGCUGAAGCAAAGCAACAACUUAAUCAUACUGUUAUUGGUGGACGUGAAAUAAGAAUUGUGUAUGCUGAGGAAAAUAGGAAAACUCCUCAAGAAAUGCGUACAAAUGCUCGUGUAAGUGGUCGUUAUGGAGGAAAUGGUAGGAGGAGAACUCCCACAAGGUCCCCAAGGCGCCGAUAUCGAUCCUACUCAAGGUCUCUAUCACCAGCUGAGGAUCACACAAGGGAUCAUAGGGACAGGGAUGAUUAUUAUUCUCCUGAGCGAUCAAGAUCUUAUUCCAGGUCUCCUUCACCUCGUGCAAGGAAGGGUUACAGGAGGUCCCCAACUCCGAGGGAGAAUGGUCGGAGUCCUGAUGACAGGAGGGAUCAUUCGCGGAGUAGAUCAGAGAGUCCCAGGGGUAAUGGUGGCAGUCCCUCAGGGUCUCGUUCACGGUCGUACAGUCCUCGUUGAUUGGCCCGUAGGCAUAUCAUUUCAGGGUGGCGCUGUGUCUAGUCUUUCCUUGAAGGGCCGUACAAGUAGUAUUUUGAGAGGCAGCGAUGUUAAUAUAUCUUACAUCUUAGUCUGUAGUUGAUGACUAUUUUGGGUUUUGUGUUGGAGGAGGCUGCUUUACUAUUUGAACAGUUGCUUACAUCCUUGUUCACGAUUUCAUUACCAAUCUACAUGGAAGACUAUCAGUGAGUUAUCUAGCCGUUGGCGAAUUUUCCCUC
Molecule: messenger RNA, 1250 nt
Organism: Prosopis cineraria
Lineage: Eukaryota; Viridiplantae; Streptophyta; Magnoliopsida; Fabales; Fabaceae
Product: serine/arginine-rich SC35-like splicing factor SCL28
Exons: 8
Coding region: 235-993 (252 amino acids)
Biological process (GO): spermatogenesis; sperm DNA condensation
Cellular component (GO): nucleus; nucleosome
Molecular function (GO): RNA binding; DNA binding
Source: RefSeq, a predicted model, not a curated record